This is a messenger RNA of Condylostylus longicornis, 2464 nucleotides long. It is a transcript of the gene Liprin-beta, whose product is annotated as liprin-beta-2. The record is from RefSeq and is a predicted model, not a curated record. Gene Ontology annotation, molecular function: protein binding. Bases 130 to 2073 code for a protein of 647 amino acids. Gene Ontology annotation, cellular component: presynaptic active zone. The transcript is spliced from 2 exons. NCBI's taxonomy places the organism in Eukaryota, Metazoa, Arthropoda, Insecta, Diptera, Dolichopodidae. Gene Ontology annotation, biological process: neuromuscular junction development.
AUGACGUCUGUCAUACACAAACUUUGACAACAAAAUUUUACAAUAUUAUUAUUUUAUUUUAUUGAAAGAGUUAUUUAUUAUUUUCUUUAUCGCUUCUUAAGUUAUUUUUGGUUUUUAACAAAGCUAGAAAUGGGAGAUAUACCUCAGUAUAAACAUUCAUCGGAAGAUAUAUCUGCUUCAAAUGUUUUAUUUAUUGCUAAAUCGCUUGCUCUUGCCUUGCAGCAGGUUGGUUCUUUGAAGCCAACGCCCGAUGAAAAAACUGCGUUAGCUAUAAGCAACUGGUUAGAAAUGUACAGACCACAAGAUAUGGAUGAUUGUAUGAAAAAUUUUCAUAAAGAAAAAGAAGAAUUACUGCUAGAAAUGCGAAAUCUAAAGUCACAGAUUUCUGUAAAGAAUGAAAUAAUUGAAGAACUGCAAAGAAAAGUAUCUAGAAAAACUGAACAACUUAGUCAUACUGAGGCGCUUUUGCAGCGUGAAAUUGUUUUGAGAUCAUCAUUGGAAACACAAAAAAUGGCUUUAAUGUCAGCUGUUAGUGAACUUAAACUCCAAAAAGCUGCGUUAGAACGCAGUAUUGUAGAAAUUGGCAGCACUCAUAUGGAAAUAAAUAACCAUGCUUCAACUCCUAAAAAAUCGUCACCUUCAGAAAGUGCUAGAUUUAACAAUACUGGAAUGAGUGCAUCUUUUCAUGGAAGUAUUUCAAGUGUUGAGAAAUCAAAAUUAUCCCGAACUCCACCAUCAUCUUUUCGACAUCAAGUAUCACCAAAUUUUAAUAGUUUACCAAGAUCGGCUUUGGCAAGUUUAAAUGUGACCUACUUAAAUGACAUUAAUCAAAAGCAAAACAUGGAUAACAAUGCAAAUUUAAAAGAGCCACGUUGUGUAGGUUUCGCUGAGGAGGAAAGAGUUAUACAGGAUUUAGCUAAUUCAUUUUUAAGUCAAAGUUUAAUUGCUGAACCAAAUAAUCGUAAACCAAAAAGACUGAAAAAUUUAUUUGGAAAAUUACGCCGCAGUCAUAGUGGUGAUCUAGAAGAUGUAGGCAUUGUUGGUGACUUUCAACGAGGUGGGUUUAGAGCUACUGCUUCACCAAGAUUGUGUUGGAGUGGAAGUGUUAAAUAUCAACUAAAAGAUUUUAAAAUUUGGAAUGUAGAUGAUAUAUGUUCCUGGUUUUAUGACAUGGGUUUAGGAUAUAUUGAGGAGAAUGCAAGACGUUGGUUGGUAGAUGGAACAAAAAAUUUAAUAGAAUGCGCACCAGCUGACAUGGAAAGGGAAUUAAAUUUAAAAUCUCCUUUACACAGAAAAAAAAUUGUGUUGGCUGUAGCAGAAUUAAGUGGAAAAGAAACAGAUGAAUUAAUGCUGUGUGCAGGAAAAUUAGAUACAGCUUGGGUAAUUAAAUGGUUAGAUGACAUUGGUUUGUCACAACUUAAAACAUCUUUUUUAACUGAAAGGAUUGAUGGUAGAAUGCUUCACAAAUUAACUAUGGAUGAUUUAGCUAUUUUAAAUGUCCAAACUUUGUUGUUUGUGGCUAGCAUAAGAAGAGGAAUUCAAGUAAUGCGUGAAAAUAAAUGGGAUGACAAUUGUCUAGUUAAUAGAUUUUUACCAGAAAAUAUCAAUGAAGAACCUGUGCAUUUAUGGACUUCCAAUCGCGUAAUGGAAUGGUUGAGAGGAGUCGAUUUAAGUGAAUAUGCGCCAAAUCUGCGAGGAGCUGGGGUACAUGGUGCUCUUAUGAAAUACGAACCAAAAUUUAAUGCUGAACUAUUAGCACAAUUACUUUGUAUUCCUCAAAGCAAAACACUGUUAAGACGUCAUCUAUCAACAAGAUUUAAAGAAUUAUUGGGUAGAGAUGUAAUUCAGCAAAAAAGACAAGCUGAAAAUACACUAGGGUACGUCCCAUUGACCGUAACAAGUAAAAUGAAAUAUCCGAAAAAAGGUCAAUUUUCAUUGAAAAGAAGAAAGAGUAAUAAAGGUCCCGAGGAAUGGAGCGAAUUUGUAUGUCCUUUUGGGCCUUCUGAUGACGAAGAACCAAUAACUUCGAAACCACCGAUCAAAACUAAAAGUUGUUUGUCUUCCAAUUAUUAACUUUAGAAAUAUGUUUUUUUUUUAUAUUUUUAUUAUUGAAAGUGCUUUUAACAUAUUAAUUUUUUUUUUUUGAAAAGUUGAGUUGAAUUGCCGAAUUUUUUUUCGAUUUUUGUACACUUAGGUUAAUUUUUGAUAAAUCCAUGAGAGAUGGUAGUUAGUUUUAUUAUUUAUUCCAAAAUAAUACUUGUAUUUGAAAGUGCUUUAAAUUUUAUAUUUAAUUAUAAUAAUUCUUAAGCUCCGAAAUAACAAAACUAUUUUGUUCUGUACAACAAAAUGAAUGCAUUUUUAUAAAUAACAUUCAGUAUAUCGAAAAAAUUUUCAAAGUAUUACAGUCAACCAUUUAUAGGCUAUUAAAUAUGAAAUAAAUUUUAAUAAUAAUAGUGUAUUGCUC